AUGGAAACUGGGUGCGCUGCCAGCUCGGCACCUCCGCGGGGGGGAGGCGGCGCGUCUCCAGCUGCUGCCCGGCCCCCGCCAGCGGACGGGAGCGCGGCCGUCGGUGGGCUCGGCAGCCGGAGCGGGGCGGGCAUGGAGACCGCUGCGGUGCCGGAGAGGGGCCCGGCGCCUGUCCCCCCUCCCCGCGGGCCCGGCGCCAGGGAGCCCAGAGCCGGCCACCUGCGGUUCCUGCGGAGGAGCGUGGUGGACUCGGACCAGGAGGAGCCGCCUCUCGAGCUCUCCGAGGCCGAGCCGCGCAGGAUCGUCCUGAUCUCCAAAACCAGGAGGAUCAUUGCGGAGAGGGCUAAGGAGCGGCACGGGGAGGCCGAGCUCGAGCCCGCUGCGCCCGAGCCCGCAGCCGAGCCCGCAGGGGCCGCCCCCGGGGUGCCGGCCGCGGCCGAGGAGCAGAAGGAGCCGGGCAGGGAUGCGGAGAGGAAAGAGCCGUCGGACAAAGACCAGAGCAAGUCCAAGAAGGAGGAGCCCGAGGAGGAGGCCGACAUGAAAGCCGUCUCCACCUCCCCCGAUGGCCGGUUCCUGAAGUUUGACAUCGAGCUCGGCAGGGGGUCCUUCAAAACUGUCUACAAGGGGCUGGACACAGAGACCUGGGUGGAGGUCGCUUGGUGUGAACUUCAGGACAGAAAAUUGACAAAAGUAGAGAGACAGAGAUUUAAGGAGGAAGCAGAAAUGUUGAAAGGUCUUCAGCAUCCAAACAUUGUUAGAUUUUACGACUUCUGGGAGUCCUGUGUAAAAGGAAAAAAAUGUAUAGUGCUGGUUACUGAAUUGAUGACCUCUGGAACGCUAAAAACGUAUCUGAAAAGAUUUAAAGUGAUGAAACCAAAAGUUCUUCGUAGCUGGUGCCGACAAAUCCUGAAAGGUCUACUGUUCUUGCACACGAGAACUCCACCAAUCAUUCACAGAGACCUAAAAUGUGACAAUAUUUUUAUUACGGGACCGACUGGAUCUGUGAAAAUAGGAGACUUAGGUCUGGCAACCCUCAAAAGAGCUUCAUUUGCCAAAAGUGUAAUAGGUACUCCAGAAUUUAUGGCCCCAGAAAUGUAUGAAGAACACUAUGAUGAAUCAGUUGACGUAUAUGCUUUUGGAAUGUGCAUGUUGGAAAUGGCUACCUCAGAAUACCCCUACUCAGAAUGCCAGAAUGCUGCUCAGAUUUACCGGAAAGUAACCUGUGGUGUCAAGCCAGCAAGUUUUGAGAAAGUUACUGAUCCUGAAAUUAAGGAGAUAAUUGGAGAGUGUAUUUGCAAAAAUAAAGAAGAAAGAUAUGAAAUUAAAGACUUAUUAAGCCAUGCCUUUUUUGCUGAAGAUACUGGGGUAAGAGUGGAACUUGCAGAAGAAGACCAUGGUAGGAAAUCCUCUAUUGCCUUAAGACUCUGGGUAGAAGAUCCUAAGAAACUGAAAGGAAAACCCAAAGAUAAUGGAGCCAUUGAGUUUACUUUUGAUCUGGAGAAGGAAACUCCUGAUGAUGUUGCACAAGAAAUGGUUGACUCUGGAUUUUUUCAUGAAAGUGAUGUCAAGAUAGUUGCAAAGUCAAUACGUGACAGAGUAGCAUUAAUACAGUGGAGAAGAGAGAGAAUUUGGCCUAUGAUACAAUCAGAGGACCAUCAAGUUUCUGAAUGUUUGGAGAAAUUGAAGGUGCCACAAGCACAACAGGUUCAAGUAACAUACCUUUCACACACUGGUCAACAAACUCUGGCAGAGCUCGAGGAGCCAGAAGCUGACCAGCAUCUAUUUCAGCAUAACCUCCCCACCAGCGUUACAUCUGUUGCAUCUGACAGCACAUUUGACAGCGGUCAGGGGUCCACAGUUUAUUCAGACUCCCAGAGCAGCCAGCAAAGUGUCAUCUACUCAUCUCUGCCUGAUUCAAUACCUCCUGCUAUUCAACGGGUUUACAGUCCACCUCUAAGUGAGAGCCAGGCUUUGCCCCAAGGCCUUCAGCAGCUGGGGCACUACCAGCAGCCUUCAGUACCUGGACUAACAGUGGCUCAGGUUCCACCUGCUGUUAUCUCUCAGCGACCGCAACAUUACCAAGAGCCAGCAAUGACAUUCCCAGUCAUACAGCCAAUCACAGUUGCUUCAUCGCAGAUGGGGCAAUCUCAGCCUGUUUUAGCCAGCCAGCAGCAAUCCAUACCACAGCAAGCUCCUCUGCAGCAGGUUCUAGCCAGCCAGCCAGUUUGUCCAUUGCAGCCCGCUGCCCAUCUGCUGCCCCAAUAUCAAACCCAGACUUCUCAGGUGGCAGCUACCAGUACACAGCUAACACCACUACAGAUUUCCACUGUGCAGCAACUUCCUCAUGUCCCACCCUCCCAGAUUCCUCAGAUUCCUGUCAUUCCUGCAGUUACUCCUCUAACAGGACUUGAUAAUCUUCCUCCAAGCCUCUCUGAUUUACCUGCUGCAAAUGCGCCCCCCAUACCUGCUCCUUCCCAGUAUUUCACUCCAGCUGUGAUUAUACCAAGCCUUCCCAUGAACCCUGCUCUGCCUCUGGCAUCCAAUCCCCCUGCCCUAUCCAUGCAGGCAGUCAACCUUCCUCACACUACCAUGGCUUCUUUGGUCUUGCCCUGCCAAACAAUAGUGCCAAAUAUGUCGGCUGCUACGAUACCAUUACUUGCUGUGGCUCCACCAGGAGUGUCGGCUUUGCCAACACAUCACGCAAUAUCCCAUCUCUCCCAGCAACAGAUGUACCAGCCUACCUUCCAGCAGAUAAUUCAGAGUGAUGCUCCCUCACCCCAUCACACUCAGAGCAUGCAAGCAGUUUCGCAGCAGCAGCUGCCUUCACUUCCUCAGUCACUGCAACCAAGCAUAAUUCAUCCUUCAGAACAGACUAUGUCUGCAUCUGGAGUUGGUAACCAGAUCAUGGGACAUCCUCAAUAUGGUUUGGAACUUGGAGCCCAGAUGCCUGUAAUACCAAUGCAGCCUUCGAUAGUUAUGCCACCACCUUUGCAGUUGCAACCUGAAAUAUUGCCUCCAUGCCUUGGGCCAGAAAGUCUUUCACAACUUCAUGGCAACCUUGCUGCAGCUAGUGCAACAGUGCCCAUAGAUCAUUGUCUGCCUCUUCAGCCUACUGGUCUUCUGCAGCUUCAACCAGAUCUUUCCCAGCCUAUGAGGCAGCAGGCUCCAUGUUCUGCUAUCCAGUCGGUUACAGAGUCAACUCAAGAGGAGCAUGCAAUACAGGAAAAACAGCAGACACUAACACUGAGCUGUGAAAGCUACAUGAGUCCCGAUGUUGCUUCAGGUAAAGAGAUGAGUGACAGCUUUGAAGGAGUGGUUGGAAGUGGAAAGCAAGAAGGGAAGCCUUCAAAGAAACAUAAGAAAUCUACACGCAUUCGAUCACGCCAGGAGAAGUCGAGCAGACCAAAGCUGACCAUUCUAAAUGUGUGUAACACAGGGGAUAAGAUGGUGGAAUGUCAGCUGGAAACACACAAUCACAAAAUGGUGACUUUUAAAUUUGAUUUAGAUGGUGACGCGCCAGAAGAAAUUGCUACUUACAUGGUAGAGAAGGAAUUCAUAUUGCAGACCGAGAAAGAGACAUUCAUUGAACAAAUGAAAGAUAUUAUUGAUAAAGCAGAAGAUAUGCUCAGUGAAGAUACAGAAGGAGAACGAAGUUCUGAUCAGGGAACAAGUCCCCAGCAAGAUGCGUCUAGACUAGAAAUGAAUGAAGAGAAUCGGCAAUCUCAAGUGAAGACACCCAUGUAUCAGCAGAAUGUUUUACAUACUGGAAAAAGGUGGUUUAUUAUAUGCCCUGUUGUGGAAAACCCUACUGAGGAGGUACCAGAAUUCUCCCCAGCAGUUCCUCAGAGUAAACAGCCGGAAGGUCCAGAUCCAGAACAGUCUGAUGAUCAGCAAAUGAGCUCUGCGGUGACAGACACACCUAGUGUCUUGUUUUGUCACCAGCUUCCUAGUCAAACAAGUGUAUACGACAGCCCCUGUGGAACACCUGCUCCUUUGGCACAAGUUCCUGCUGCAGUGUCUUCAGCUGUUUUACAGACCAAGGCAGAAAUUUUAGCUGCAACACUGCUGGGAACUGCUCCAUAUGUCCCAGAACAGUUUGUUGCUAAUGUAGGUCAACCAGAAUAUCCUCCACUACACCUGGUAAUGCCCAGUCAGCCUGAUGCUUCUGCCCACAAUGCAGCUUCACUAGAGGAGCCUUCUGAUGCUCCGCUUGCUCCAAAAUCCUCCCUGCAAACGCUGCAGCAGACGGAUGAAGACGCUUGUGUUCCCGAUGUGGAGAUCUCCUGCUGUACUGUGAGGCCACCCAGCUCGAGUCUAACAGUUCCUGCACCAGAAGCCGAAUUCUGUCCCGUUCCUGCUCUCUCUGAUGUCGUCGUCUUGGAACUCCAACCUGCGCCACAAAUCCCCCAUGUGUCAGAGGCCAGUCAGCCAGGUGUAAUGCAGCAUUCCUUGGUGAACCAGCUGCUUCCUGGGGGUGUUGUGUCUGACCCUCUAAAUCUGACAGGCUCUCAGCUUCAAAGUCCUCCUCAGCUACCGGUAGCUGUGUCCCAGCAACAUAUAAUGCUGACCCAGUCUCAGCCUGUCACCUGCGCUGGCCUUGGCGUCGGUCCGCUGCAGCCACCUUGUGCAGUAGAGUCAGAUGGAGAAGGGCCACCCAGAGUUGAUUUUGCUGACAACACAAUAAAAAGCCUCGAUGAGAAGUUGCGCAAUUUACUGUACCAAGAGUGUGUUCCUACAUCUGCUGCAUCAGCAGGGACACCAGACAGCUUUGUACCUUUAGAGCAGGGUGAGAGCGAGUUGGCUAGCUUACCGCCUUUGAAUGAAGAACUAAUUCCCACACUUGUAUUGGAUUUAAGAGAACCAGGCCUUAAUGUCCCAGACACCUGCCAGGAAGCUAAUGCUGCUCAGGAUCAAUUUGUGUCACUUAUACCUUCUGAAAUGCCACCUUACCCUGUAUUGGCUAGUCAGGCUAUGACUGUGCCUUUUAUACCCAUAAAUCCAGCAGCCAUGGAAACGUCUGCCAUGCUGAACAAUGCUACAGCCACUGACCACAGCAGAACAGAAUUCAGAAUCCAAGAACCAAUGUUGGAAAUGUCCGAAACAACUAGCAUCGGUGUCAGCUCCUCAGAAGUGAGAGAUUCAGCUGCAAACAUUUCUUCAACUUCUGCUGUUACAACAAAAGGUCUUCUUCAGGUUGCUCCUGCAUCAUCAACCAUACCUGAACAAAUGGAAACUUCUAAAAGGAAUGUGCAGGCAAAGAUCAAAAUUUCAUCUGCACCUACAGAGAACUUAAUACAGACUUCUACAACAGAUAGGGAGAUAAAUAACCUUCAAAGGAAUGACUUUGUAGACCCUGGUUCCUAUGGAAAACAGUCUGAAGUGCAUGAUAAUAGUACACCAGCCAAAACUAUUGGCAGGUUUUCAGUGAUCAGUACUCACGAUGAAUUAACUUUAACAUCGCCACAUCGCUUAAGGUACUCUGCACCACCAGAUGUUUAUUUGGAUGAGCUUCCCUCGAGCCCUGACCUGAAAACAUCAGUACGGCAAGUGCAACCGGCAUCUUUUCUUGAUGUCCUUUCUGACCAUGGUUCCAGUGAUUCUGGUGACGAGUCUCUCCGAAGGAAGUCUGUUGCUGCUCAGCUGUCCCCGCAGAGCAGUAGUGCAGCCAAUGACAUCACAAAAAAGUCAGCUUCUCUUCUGCAAAGAUCUGGAAAGACUAGUUCACCAGGCCCUGAUUCGCCGAAUGGUCAGGGAACAAAAAUCCCCACUAUCAAUAUAACGUCCUUCCACUCGCAGUCAUCCUACAUGAGCAGCGACAAUGACUCGGAAUUUGAAGAUGCAGAUAUGAAGAAAGAACUGCAGAACCUGAGAGAGAAGCACAUGAAAGAAAUUGCUGAACUGCAGACUCAACAGAAGAAUGAGAUAGAGGCUUUGUUCGUCCGGCUGGGCAAACCAUUGCCACCCAACGUGGGUUUUCUUCACUCAGCCCCACCAAGUGGCCGCCGGCGAAGAACCAGCAAAAAUAAAUUAAAAGCUGGGAAACUAUUGAAUCCUCUGGUUCAGCAGCUCAAAACUGCACCUUCCAACACAAGUAAUCUGUCAGACUGCAAAGAGUCUCUCCCCAAAGAAACAACUAAAACUCAUGCUGGUUCAACUGAAGCAACAGCAGUAACUUCCUCCACAUCAGCCACAUUUGGAAAUUCAGUUCAGACACAGCAACCCUGCUCAGUCAAGGCCUCUUUGUCUUCUGACAUCUGCUCCGGCUUAGCCACCGAAGGAGGCAAUGCGCAUGGAAGUUCUGGCCAAGGCUGGACGGUUUUCCACCAAACGUCUGAGAGAGUGACCUAUAAAUCUAGUAGCAAACCUCGUACCAGAUUCCUCAGUGGACCUGUGUCUUUGUCCAUCUGGUCCACCCUGAAACGACUAUGUCUAGGCAAAGAUCACAGUAGUAGAUCAUCUACAAACAGUCUUGUAACGUGUCCUGAGCCUCUACCACCACCAAAUCUGCAGGUCCAGGUGCAAGCGAACAACAGUAACAACAAGAAAGGAACAUUCACAGAUGAUCUUCACAAACUGGUGGAUCAGUGGACAAGCAAAACUGUUGGCGCGGCACAGUCAAAACCUUCUUUAAACCAACUGAAGCAGAACCAAAAAAGGCAAGACAUGGAGCCGAAGGCUAAUCCCAUGCAGGCACAGAAUGAGACAUGUGGAGUUAAUUCAGUAAGAACAGGAGUGGGGGAAAAGUGCAUUGUUCCAGUGUCUUGUCCUAUGUCAGCCGCGUUAGCUCCUGGAGUUUCGCCAGCCAUGCCAGUGCCUAUGCCAGGUACUACCCUUUCUGGCACAGUAACACCUUAUGUGAUGCCUCUUUGUCAAUAUGGAGGAGUUUUCCCUACGCCAGUUUAUGGAGUACAGUGGUCGGGCACAACAGCACAACCUGGGAUUGUAGGAGCUCAGAGCAUUGCACAGUUUCCAGCUCUUGGCAAAACUGGCUUGCAGAUGUUUCCAGUGUCACUGCAGCAGCCUGCUGUCAAUCCACCUGGCCCUAACAUGAAAAUAACAUAG
Molecule: messenger RNA, 7062 nt
Organism: Emys orbicularis (European pond turtle)
Lineage: Eukaryota; Metazoa; Chordata; Testudines; Emydidae
Gene: WNK2
Product: WNK lysine deficient protein kinase 2
Exons: 28
Coding region: 1-7062 (2353 amino acids)
Biological process (GO): protein phosphorylation; intracellular signal transduction; negative regulation of sodium ion transport
Cellular component (GO): cytosol; cytoplasm
Molecular function (GO): protein serine/threonine kinase activity; ATP binding; potassium channel inhibitor activity
Source: RefSeq, a predicted model, not a curated record